Messenger RNA from Panonychus citri (citrus red mite), 1969 nucleotides. Its product is annotated as BTB/POZ domain-containing protein KCTD3-like. Lineage: Eukaryota; Metazoa; Arthropoda; Arachnida; Trombidiformes; Tetranychidae. Gene Ontology annotation, biological process: protein homooligomerization. The record is from RefSeq and is a predicted model, not a curated record. Bases 128 to 1897 code for a protein of 589 amino acids. Gene Ontology annotation, molecular function: protein binding. The transcript has a single exon.
AAGCUAAAUUAUUUCUCAUUCUUAUUUGUUUCUUACUCUAUUGUUGUUUAGUGUAUUUCUUUCUGUUUUUGAACAAUUAAUCAACUUCUUAUUCGGUAUUUCUUUCGACCAAUUAUCUUUUAACGCGAUGAACGCAGAACCAGAUGAAAUAGUGAAUCUAAAUGUUGGUGGUAAUCGAUUCUCAACAUCCAAGAGAACUCUAGUCUCUAUCCCGGAAACAUUUUUCACUUGUCUUUUAUCGGAUCAUCAGCAGUUAAUUAAAUCACUUAAAGACUCAACGGGCGCUUUUUUCAUUGACCGUGAUCCCAAAAUAUUCACAGUUAUACUUAAUUACUUACGAACUCGACAACUGAUUAACUUGGACAACAUCCCAAUCGACGUACUUCUUCAUGAAGCGGAAUUCUAUGGAUUAACACCAUUGGUAAAGCGACUUAAGGCUUAUCAGGAAUUAGUUAACAAUGAUGUUUGUGGUGGGAAUGUGUUUUUCCAAGGGACUUUAAGUAGACCCGCAAGUUUGAGCGGCGAUGAUUCUGCCAGAGUCAUCAAAGUAUUAGCUCAACAUAAUGUUAUCGUUGUUUGUUUCAAGAAUCUACUUGUUUGUUAUUAUUUCCGUGAUUCGAUUGGAUUCCAAAAGAUCUUUGAGUCUGAAAAGCUUGAAAAUGAAAUUGAUGAUAUUGCUCUCUAUCAGAACUGUUUAGUUUUCCAUCCUUCUCCUUCUGGCAAAUUAGUAAUUGGAUUUUGUCAAAAUGAAUCAAGAUGUAUUAAACUCUGGAGCAUUUCCUUUCAAGAGCAUCAAGCCGUUCGAACUGAGAUUGGACCUUAUUCGCUUAAUGAUCAUCCAGUCGAUACCUUGUUCUUCAUUGGAUCUCAACUGGUUGCCCUCAGUCAUCAAAAGGGUUUGGUCGGUGUUUAUCAUGCUACGAGUCAGUAUUGGUUAGUCCAAGGGUUGAAAGAGUACAAAGGACAAACAAUUACUGCUUACGACAAGGCAGCUUCUAAUUUCUUACUGUUGGGGUCUAAAGUUGGUUCGUUAUAUCUGAUAGAUAUGCAGAAAUUUCCUCUUCGAAUGAAAGAUGGAGAUUUGCUAAUAAAUGAACUUUAUCAAGAUCCAGAGAACGAAGAAAUAACUGCCAUCUCAUGUUAUCUAACUCAAGAUCCUAAGAAUGAUGGUAAUUGGGUAGAAAUCGCUUAUGGGACCGCUGAUGGGACAGUUCGAGUUCUUAUCCAACAUCCUGAAACAGGAGGUCAUGGGCCAGUCUUAUUUCUCACAUUUAAAGUUCAUCUUCAUGGUAUUUCUAGUAUAAUGCUGAGUAAAAGUCAUCUUAUUAGUAUGUGUUCAAAAAGACAUGUUAGAACCUGGACCAUGACUCGAUUCAGAGGAAGAAUUUCAACUCAACCAGGAUCAACUCCCCAUGCAAGUUUCAGAGUUUUGUCCAUUGAUGAUUUACACAUGGAAGAGGAGUGUUGCCAAUCAUCAUCUUCAUCGUCACCAUCUACAAGCACGGGAACAAGGGGAAUGUCCAAAAGCAUCUCCGAUCUUUCUUGUAAUAAGAGAUAUUUAGAAAUUGGACCUUUUGGUGAUCAAGGUGACGGAGAUCAACUUGUAUUCAUAGAAAUGUAUCGAUCUCAAGCCGAUACAAUCCAUGUGAUGAUGGCAUCAGACGGGGAGCGCAAAUUGAGCUUACACUCAGUCGAUGGCUCUCCGAUCACAACUUACUUUGUCCACGAGUGCGAUACCAUUUCGAUGGUAAACCGAUCAAAAAGAUACAUUUUCACUGGACACGAAAAUGGAAAUGUUCAAAUAUGGGACUUGAGUUGGGCUCUUGAUUCGGCAUCUAAAGCAUCCAAGGCCAUUGAGGUUCCGGAAAAAGAACUUUUAAAACAAGUCUUACUUUAAAUUAAAUCUUUUCGAGAUUAUCAAGAUUAACUUAUUCAUUACGAUUCGAUAAACAUUCAAAUUAUUUGUUGA